CUAUAAUCAAUAUAAUCUAUAUACUAAUGAUAAUAGUCACGUUGUGUUGUACUGUAAUCGCAAUUCUCAAAUUUAGUACUAAUUAAACCAACAAUUAUAUGUAGUAUUUGGUCUUAUUUGUUCAAAUUAAAUCAAUUUAUUUAUAAUUAAACUUAAAAUGUCUUCUAUGACAGUGCUUAAGUUAUUCAGAAAUCAACUUACCAGAAAUUGUUGGCGUUAUAGGAAUACAGGACAAACAUUAUACAAACCAAGACCAAGUAAUAUGGCAUUUCCUUCAAGUUACUAAUGACAUAAAUUAAAUAACUGUAUAAAUAACCUACCUACCUAUCUAAAUUUUAAUUGAAAUAACCCAUAGCUCUUUGAUACAGUAGCAUAAAGCCUGGUCUACAUGGUAUAAUGUUUAACCAUGUGAACAGGGAUAAUCAGUACGUAGACUAUUCAUAUUAAACAGAUUGUAUUUAUAAAUUAAAUACAAUAUUAAUAUCACAGAAUUAAACCAUAUUAUAUAUGUAUAAUAGAAAUAUAUCACAAAUUGAAAAUUAUUUUGGAAAUCAAAUUUAUAUGUAUUUAUCUCUAAGAUGAUAGUAUUUAAACUUGUUUAUCUUCUAUUUAAUGUUUAAUUUUAUGAUUUUUAAAUGUCUGGAUGUCAAAUGUUUAAAUUGGUAUCAGGUAAUUUUAAAAUGUAACGCUGUUUUAGGUGUUUUAGGUAUCCCUGUAAGAAGCCUCACUACAAAUCCCAAUGUGGAUGAUAAAUUAAGUGACAAAACUACAAGUUCUGGUAAGAUAUACCUAUACAUAUAUAUUUUAUUUUUAACUCAAUGGCUUAACAAUAUAAUAAUGUUAAUUUUUUAGAAAAGUUAGAAUUUCAAGCAGAAACACGAAUGUUAUUAGAUAUUGUGGGCAAAUCUUUAUAUUCUGAAAAAGAAGUAAGAAGUAGUUCACAUAUCAUUAUAGAAUUAUAUAUUUGUAUUUUGUAUUUGUUUAAUAAUAUUUUACAAUUUUUAGGUUUUUAUCAGAGAAUUAAUUUCCAAUGCCAGUGAUGCAUUGGAAAAACUACGUUAUGUAAGUUUAAAAGCGGGUGAAUCACAUGAUCUUGGAAGUUUAGAAAUAAACAUUUCCACAGAUAAAACAAAUCGAAAACUGACUAUUCAAGACACAGGAAUUGGAAUGAGUAGAGAGGAACUAAUCUCUAAUUUGGGUACUAUUGCUAAAUCUGGUUCAAAAGUAAUUAUUUUUUAUAAAAUUAACAACAAAUAUGAGAAUAAUUAAUUUAUACUGAAUUUAACAUGGUUCGCUUAGGCCUUCUUGCAACAAAAUGAAGGGAAUGAUACAUCAAAUUUAUCAUCAAUUAUUGGCCAAUUUGGUGUCGGCUUUUAUAGCUGUUUUAUGGUGGCAGAUAGAGUUGAAGUUUUCACAAAAUCAAUGAAUCCUGAUACCGUUGGAUACAUAUGGAAAUCUGAUGGGUAUUUUCAUUUUUUUAAUUUUCAAUUAAACAUAAUAGUAUACUUAUAGAUGCUAUUUUUAGAACAAAUGUUUAUGAAAUAUCAGAAUCUGAUAAUGUUGAGAGAGGUACAAAAAUUGUCAUGUAUUUGAAACCCGAUUGUCGUGAAUAUGCAUCUGAAGACACUGUUCGCAAAGUUAUUAACAAAUACAGUAAUUUCGUGAAUUCGCCAAUUAAAUUAAAUGGUUCUGAAAUAAAUACUAUACAAGUAAAAAAAUGUUUAAUUUCUUUCUUUCUGUGUUUGAUAAUUUAACGUUUUUAGCCAUUAUGGUUACUCAACCCAAAAUCUGUUUCCAAAGAACAACACGAUGAAUUCUACAAAUUUGUAGCAAAUACUUAUGAUCGACCGAGGUUUGUGUUACAUUAUUCUGCUGAAGCUCCAAUUCAAGUGCGAGCAUUACUAUACUUCCCGGAACUAGCCCCAGGUUUAUAUAACUAUAAUAAAACUAAGAAAAAAUUAUUUUAUUGUUAAUUUUAAUUAUUACAGGUCAAACUGAAUUUUAUGAUAGUUCAACCAAAGGUGUAUCACUCUAUACUAGACGGAUUUUGGUUAAAAAAGAAGCUGAACAUGUAUUACCCAAAUGGCUUCGUUUUGUAAAAGGUAAUAUUUUGAAUCUUUAUUCUGAUAGGGAUUUUUUUCUUAUUUGUUAAUUUGUUAUUUAUGUAAGAACAUAAAUAAUAAAUAUAUUUUAUAUGAUAAUUUGUAUUAAAUUUAAUUCUCCUAAUGUGUAAUAAUAAUAGUAUAGUAAUUUCAUCCUGUCACUUGUAUACCUCCAAUGUUCAAAGUAGCCCUUAUAACUAAAUAACUAAUAACUAAAAUAUUUAUAUAGUUAAUGCUAAUAAUAUGUUAUAAUUUUAGGUGUCAUCGAUUCAGAAGAUAUUCCGUUGAAUCUGAGUAGAGAAAUGUUGCAAAAUUCUUCGUUAUUAAGGUAUAUAUCAAUAAAAUAUUACAUCAGUAUCUAUUUGACCGUGAUAUAAAAUAAUACAUUUUAUUCCUAGAAAGUUAAACCAAUUGUUAACCAGUAGAGUUGUUAAAUUUUUACAUGAAAAAUCUUUAAAAGAUCUUGAUGAAUACAUGAAAUUUUAUCAGGAAUAUGGCAUGUUUAUUAAAGAAGGAGUUGUAACUAAUGAGGAUCCCACAGAACGGGUUUGUAUUUUAUUAUUUUAAUCAUUAUCAAAUUAAUUCUCACAUCUAAUGUGAUUUUAUCUAAAUUCCAAAAAUAUUGUAAAAUGUUGAUCAUUAAUGUAGUACAUAUUGAGUGUUGUGUUUAUCUGUAUUUAUUAUUAACACCAAACAGCGCUUAGAAUAUUUUUUAAAUUAAUAUACUUUCCUAAAUUUGUAAUUUGUAAGUGAAUUGUACUUAUUUUAAUAUUGAAUUUUAUCAGAUAUUUAUAUUUUACAUUUAAAUAAUAAAUUAAUAUAGUACAUUAUUAGAUACAUUUAGAUAAAUGUGAGGUAAUGGGUUCAUAGGCGAUCUACAAUUUGAUAACUGGUCUCAUAAAUGGUCUACCGAUAGUAAACAAGAGUAUGUACAAAUAGUUUUAUAUCUAUUGAAUACAAUUUAUUGAAUAUUUAUGAAAAAGCAUGUUACAUAAAAUAUUAUUGAGAAACGAACUAUAUUACAUUAAAAAGAAACAACAAAAAACAUAUAUUAUUAAAGAAUACCUAUAUUAUAAAAUAUUUUUAUCAUUAGAUAUUAAUAUAUUAGUUACUCAAUAUAAUAGUGACAAGUUGCCUACAAAACAAUAAGUAGGUAUUAUAUCCUUAAUCAAGGAACAACUGGCGGCUGAAUUAAAAUAUAAUUUUAUUGUAAAACCGUUAAAUUGUGAUAUUUAAAUAAUAAUAUAUAUCUAUUUUAAUUUAAUCUCUCCACAAUAGAAUAAUAUAAUUGUUUUUAUUAGUAUGUAAGACCUUCAUACCUAGUUAGCACAAACAAUUUUAGAUGUCAAAAUAUUGGUAUUUGGUACUGUUUAUUUAUUUGUUUUUUUCAGAACACUUUUUUAAAUUGUAUUAUUUUGCAGGAAGAAAUUGCUUGUCUUUUACGGUAUGAAUCAUCGCACACUAAACCUGGUGAAACAACAUCCUUUGAAGAAUAUAUCAAAAGGAGACAAGAUGGUCAAAAUGAUAUAUAUUACCUAUCUGCUCCUAAGUAAUGUUAAUUUAGUAUAGUAUAAUAAAUAUAGUUUAUAUUUAAAAAUUUUAAAAUUGUUUAGCCGUGCGUUGGCUGAAAGUUCUCCAUACAUAGAAGCAUUAAAAAAGAAAAACUUUGAAGUUAUCUAUUGUUAUGAACAACACGAUGAAAUCAUUCUAUACCAACUAAAAACAUUUAAAACCGUCAAACUCACUUUAGUAGAAAAAGAAAUCAAUACUGCUAACAGUCAAGAAUCUCAGACUGUUGAUUAUGGUUUGUUUUUUGUUCUUAUAUAUUUUUCAAAGAGAAUACACUCACAUUUUCACAUGACUUGAUCAUAGAGUUACAAUGUUGAAGUAUAGAAUGUCUUUAAUGCUUUAUUGUACACGAGACAAACAAUGAAAAUAAUAUUGUUGGUGUAAAAGUCCCUCAAUAUAAACAGCAAAUGUAAUUGUAGAUGUAAUUUCUUUGAAAACCUGGACAUUCAUAACCUGAAUAUUAUGUAAUCAAGUUUCUAAUCAGUUAAUUUUUUGGUAUAGGCAUUGAUGGUUUGAGUCAAUUACAGUUGGAUUCGUUACUUCCGUGGAUCGAAUCAGCUCUAGGGAAUAAAGUGAAGAAAGUAAAAGCUACCGGACAAUUGGAAAGCCAUCCGUGUGUAAUCACUGUUGACGAUAUGACUGCCGCUAGACAUUUUAUUAAAACUCAACUAAAACAAAUGGAUGAAGAAUUGUUAUUUUCAGUUUUACAACCUCGACUUGAACUCAAUCCAAAGUAUUUAUUUUAAAAUGUACUAAUUAUAACUUUAAAUUAAAAUAAUUGUUUGUUUUUAGGCAUGCAAUUAUAAAAAAACUGCACACGUUAAAAGAUUCAAACCCUGAAUUAGCCAAAUUAAUUGUUGAACAGGUAAUGUUAUUAUAAUACACAAUUUAUCAAAUAUUAUGAAUUGCAAAAUUUUUUAAAAUAUUUUAUAAAAUAAUUCUAAAAUUCAUUUAAUGUAAACAUAUUUUAAAAACAUUAAAAAAAAAAAAAACUGUAUUAUAUAAUCUUGUUUCAUUAAAAUGUACUUUUUGUUUAUUUAGUUAUACAGUAACUCAAUGGUUACAGCCGGUUUAAUCAACGAUUCAAGAAAAUUGGUAUCAAAUAUGAAUCGCCUUCUAGAAUUAGUUGUUGAAAAAUAUUGAAAAUGUGAUUUUAAAUCUUAGGCUUUAAUUAUUUUGUAAAUAUUUACCUACCUGUUUAAUUAUUUAGAGUUUUGUAAAAAAAAA
This is a messenger RNA of Cinara cedri, 4898 nucleotides long. The record is from the annotation of a GenBank genome assembly. Lineage: Eukaryota; Metazoa; Arthropoda; Insecta; Hemiptera; Aphididae.